Molecule: messenger RNA, 4909 nt
Organism: Linum trigynum
Lineage: Eukaryota; Viridiplantae; Streptophyta; Magnoliopsida; Malpighiales; Linaceae
Source: the annotation of a GenBank genome assembly
GUGAAAUACAUAGAGAGUGUACCGUUUAGAGAGACAACAAAAACGUAUGCAAUGAGGAAUCUUGGGUACGAAAGUUGGAUCGUUGUUUUAGGUUUUCAAUGAACUUCAUAAGCUCAAUCCAAAGGUCUUUGAUGACAAUUUUAUAACAAGAAUUUUAAAACAAUAGAUGGAUUAAUAAUAGCUACUAUAACAUAUCAAACAAGAGACUGAGGCCACCAGAAGAAUUAAGAGGAAGAAAUGGACACAAACCCACCCCACUAGAAAAUAAUAACAUAAUCAUAAAUAUUGAUAGGGAAAAAGUAAGUCAUUAUGCCAAAGUUAGGAUUCCAAGUAGAUGGCAUCACUGGCUUGUUGUUCACUUUUUAAUGGAAUUUGCAUAAAAUGAUUCUCAUUAGACUUUAAUGUCCCAUUAGGUUAGGUGGAUGUUAAUGGAUUAGAUUCUCAACUAAGUGAAAUUGGGAAAGUUUAACUUAUACCAUGAAUACAUGAUCUCUAAGAGGUCACAACUCGAUUUUUAAUAAACUUUUCCCUGGACUAUUAUGUAUUUGCAUUUAGGCUUUAUCCACUCUAGGACACAAAUUUUAAGUACAUUUUUUUUCAUUAGAUCACUAGUGUUGUUAAGAAAACAGAUACACAAAUUGUAAGAAAACAAAAGAAACCAAGAAUCAAAUCAAAUCCUACCAAGUUAAUCAUAUGCGUGAAAGAGAGUUUCUUGUCAGCAGAUGGACAAAUUCGAAAAAUUAGUGCAACAUCUCCAUAUAUCACUUCUUACCAAUGCUUAUCGUACAUAUUCACACUGAUUCACAUGCCAACAACAUACUAAAAAAUGACCCCUCCGUCUAGCCGAAUUAGAAUCGAAUGUUUGUUACAAUGUUGAUAGUGUCCUUAUAAUCACGAGUUGAAAUCAUUUUAUGAUAAAAGGCGUAAUCCUGAUCCAUAUUAUAACAAAACCCAUCUGCAUGCCAACCGGACUGGCUCCACCUGACCAGAUUGUACAGCCAGGCCAGCCACCCGAAACACAGCACCGCCAGCCGUCAACACAAAACACAAACAAUUUUCAGUUUUUACCUCCCAACUGUUACCGUUAUCGCGCAAUUGAAUUGAAGCCUCGUCUCGUAGAAGAAUAAGAAGGAAGAUGAAAACAGAGGAAGAAACGUUUGCUUCACUCGUUUCGUAAGAGGGUGGAUUGCACGCACCAUCUUCCCAUCAUAGGAUAUAGCCGGUACAAUUCAAUAAGCAGAAACGCGAUCCUUUGAAAACUUCAUUCACAUCUCUCUCUCUCUCCCUGUCUACCUUCCAUGGCAGCCGCAGCUAAACUUCGUCCUCUCUAGCUCUCUCUCCGCCCAGAAACCAGAAAAAAAAAACUACAAAACCCAGUAUCCAAAUCAAUACACGCAUCACCAUAACUCUGCUUUCUGAUUGGAGGCACAGAGCAACCCAGAAUUCUAAUUCUUUCCUCUGUGUUCUCCCCCUUUGGUCAACCAGACACCAUGGAUGAGCUGCUCUGCGACGAACUGCUCCAAGAAAUCUUCACAAGAAUCCCAUCGGCCGCACCUCCAUCGAUUCCUCUGGUUUCCAAGCGGUGGCUCUACCUCUACAGAGCUUCAAAAACCUCCCUCUCCCUCAGAAUCACUCUCGAUCAUCACCAGCACCAGAACACCAAUUCCUCCGCCGUCGCCGCCGCUCUCUUCCGGUCCUUCUCUUCCUUUCUCUCCCACUACCCUUUCCUCUCUUCCCUCUCCCUCCUCCUCAACGACCCUUCUUUCCCUCGCUCUCCAAGCUUCAACGAUCGCCUUCUCUUUCUAAUUUCUUCUCUCUGCUUCAAGCUCAAGCAGCUCAAAUUCCUCCCCUACCCUGUCUCUGUAAUUUCCCUUCGUUCCCUCUCCAAUUCCUGCACCCUCCUCACUUCCCUCACGGUUUCCCUCUCAAGACCGCUGCUUCUCCACUGGGUCGCCUGGUUUGCUUCCUUGAAGGAAUUAUCCGUCUCUGUCUGCGAUGGCGACGAAAGGGGAAUUGGGUUUUCUUUGGAUGAAGGGAAAGAUUCCGAAUUGGGAUUGGAGAGCGUCUCUUUCGCAGGAAUUGGAAGAGACGAUUCUGGGCUAGGGUUUCUAUGGAGGAGCUGCAAGAAGCUAAAGAAAUUAAGCCUCAAAAGCUGCGAAGGUAUUGGAGAUGGCGGUUCCUUUUCCUCGUUUACCCACUGUUUGAUUCAUUUACAAGAAUUAGAGCUGAGAACUUGUAGAAAUAUAGCCGACGGAGUCCUCUUAAGACUAGCUGAACACUCCACCUCCUUGAAUUCCUUACUCGUUUAUGAUGGUGGGAGCAGAGAUGGAUUGCUUCAUUUCAUCACCAACUCGAAAUGCCAAGUCUCGAACCUUGACUUCCGCCUUCCUCUGGACCUAAGCAACGACCAUCUCUCAGCAGUGGCCACAAACUUCAGGUGUCUCAAAUCUCUGAGACUACAAAGUUGCUGCCUUGUCUCAGGUGAAGGCCUGAAAGCUCUAGGGAUCGCCAUGAGCUCAGGCCUCGAGGAACUGGCCUUGAUCAACUGCGAUGUGGUCGAGAGGGAAUCCGGUUUGCUUGCCACAUUGGGGCAGAACUUGAAGCAGCUGAGGAAGCUGGAUUUGUCGUAUAACGAGUACCUGUUCGAUAAGGAGUUCAUUGGCAUGCUGGCCUCUUGCUGCAAUUUGGUUGAUCUCAAGAUAAGAGGUUGCAGGGGGUUGACUGUUCUGGCCAUGGUGGCUGUCUCCAGGAGCUGUAAGAAGUUGGAGCGUGUUGAUGUUGUGCACUGCAGUGGGAUCACAGCUGAUGGUGUAGAGACCUUGGUGGUGAAAUCUUCAAGAUUGAGACGAGUUCAAGUCGAGGAGAGCAAGGUUUCGGAUGUUGCGAGGGGAUGGGCGAAUAGGAGGUUCGUCGAGGUUUCGGCUUGAUUCUCCAUGGCUGCUGCUGGAUUUCAAGCAUUGGUAUGGAUUUAUGUACAUGUAUGUACAAAAGAAAGCAGAAGCUGUUAUUCAUAUAUACCACAUUGGUUUGUUGUAAAUGUUGUUUGAUUGCUGUCUAUUUGAGAGGUGAAAACACCCAUGUCUGAAUAAUGCUAUGGACUUUGUAUAGAAUGAUUCAUGGAUUCCUAAGACUGAGACUGAAACUGAGACUGAGAAUUCAAAGAUUGGCAGUUGGAAAGUUGAUUUCUUUUGUCUUCUUGGUCAUUUGAUUUCAAUACCUGAGUACUGGUUUUUUUCUGAGUUCUGAAUUCUGAUUGUCAAAUGCCAAGUUUGGAUACUCUUUUUUCCUAUGGGCUAUAGGGUCUAGGUGGAAUUGGGGCCCAAUAUUCUUGGGUCAUGAGGCCUCACUGGUAUAACAAAACGAGAGGGCGUGAAAAUGGGCCUCUUAGUCUGUGGCAAUUUUUUGCUGUGAGUGAGGCCAAAGCCCAUCUAACUGAACUGGUCAAGUCCUGAAGGCCAUUGGACUUCUUUCAGGCUAAUUCAAAGACCAACGUACAAAGACGAAACAAAAAUACAAAAAUUUGAUUAUGAAUAUAUUGAAUCAAUCUCUCUAAAACGUGACCAACAAAUCAAUGAAUCUACUGGCAGUUAAUCUGCCGUCGGAAGCAGGUCCCUCACUGUGGUUGAUACGGUGUUGAACGGGGAGUGGAACAUCGCUUAUCUUGAAUAUGAAUGGCAAUGGGCAGGUCCGGGCAGGUUUUUUGGUAUCCAGACUCGCCCCGUGGCAGGUCGGGCAGGUCGACCCAAUGAGUAUGCAAUUUAUAUGAAAAACUUUAGAAAUAUUAUUUAUUUUUAUUAUAAGACAAAGAAAAAAAUAAUAUUAUGAUAAAUGUAGUUAAAUUAUUAGAGAAAUUGAGGUUUUCACUAAUUUACAACUUUAUUAUAGCUAAAAUAUGAUGUAAUAAAAUAAAAUUCAUAAGUAAUUUGACUAAGAUUACAUGUAAUUUAGUCAAGAACCGGUCGAGAAUUGGGUAGGUCAUGUCGAUGAGAGUACCCAUGCCCGCCCCACCCCCGCCUACGGGGCUCGGACCCGCCCCAAAAAUAGUCCAAACAGGUCGGGUAAAACGCGUCAGGUCGAAAUCGCCAUCUCUAAUAUUGAAGAAUAAAUCUAUGAAUUGCUGACAAGCAAAACGAUGAACUACAAGAAAUCAAUUGUUUAUACUGCAAUCGCAAUCCAUAACACAACUAGACAAGUAUUUCUUUCGCCAUAUAUUGUUUCUCAUCGUUUUUCUUCUCUAUCUUUGACUAUCUUUUCGGACAAUCUGAUAUUAAUGGUUGUAUGGCCACCAGCCAUAUUCUUAACUAAAUCUGGAUUUCUACCUGAGGAAAUCCCAAAAUAAUAAAUGAGCAGCACACAAACAUAGGAUUCCCCGUUUUCCCAAAAUUGUAGUAGUGAGUGCCAGAAUCCAAAGCCAAUCAAAAGGUCAACCGAACCCAACCGGAUAUUCCACAAUCUCGACGGCUCCGAUCACGCUAUAGAUUCACUCCCCCGUCAAAUCCAACGGCUGCAGAUGAAAGUUCCAGAACGACGCGUCUCCCAGGACAUAACCCUUCGUCCAACUUGCAGCCGCCAAAGCCAAAUCCCCGCAUUUCCCGGGCGAGAGUUUCUAUUUGGCGCGCAAAUCCCAGUCCCCAAUGUGCGUACGAAAUUUUUUAUCAUUUUUUGCUGAUUAUUUCAAAAAUGACGGCCAAUGCUAUCGUUUCCCGCCAGGAAUGGGAAAAAAGAAUCGCGGGCAGGUCGGGCAGGCUGGCCCAAUUUGUGGUUGGGUCACUGAUUGCGGGCUAAGCUAAUGGAGAAGAAACCUAAAACCGCGUUUGGUUGAGAGGAAAUUAUUAAAAGGAAAGUAAAAAGGGAUUAAGCCAAUGGGAGAAGUGGGAAUGGGGAACGAAAAUCAAUGGAAUUGGAAGGG